AUGCCGAAGCCUGCGCGCGCUGAGAUCAGCGCGCCCAGGCUUCGCGGACCUCUCCGCGAGCAGCGGCAGCGCUGCCGCUGCUCGCGGAGAGCUGCCGGCAUGCCGAAGCCUGCGCGCGCUGAGAUCAGCGCGCCCAGGCUUCGCGGACCUCUCCGCGAGCAGCGGCAGCGCUGCCGCUGCUCGCGGAGAGUUGCCGGCAUGCCGAGGCCUGCGCGCGCUGAGAUCAGCGCGCCCAGGCUUCGCGGACCUCUCCGCGAGCAGCGGCAGCGCUGCCGCUGCUCGCGGAGAGUUGCCGGCAUGCCGAGCCUGCGCGCGCUGAGAUCAGCGCGCCCAGGCUCCGCGGACCUCUCCGCGAGCAGCGGCAGCGCUGCCGCUGCUCGCGGAGAGUUGCCGGCAUGCCGGAGCCUGCGCGCGCUGAGAUCAGCGCGCCCAGGCUUCGCGGACCUCUCCGCGAGCAGCGGCAGCGCUGCCGCUGCUCGCGGAGAGUUGCCGGCAUGCCGAAGCCUGCGCGCGCUGAGAUCAGCGCGCCCAGGCUCGCGGACCUCUCCGCGAGCAGCGGCAGCGCUGCCGCUGCUCGCGGAGAGCUGCCGGCAUGCCGAGGCCUGCGCGCGCUGA
This is a messenger RNA of Podarcis lilfordi (Lilford's wall lizard), 615 nucleotides long. The record is from the annotation of a GenBank genome assembly. Lineage: Eukaryota; Metazoa; Chordata; Lepidosauria; Squamata; Lacertidae.